AUGGUUGAAGUUUAUUUUCACGACAACAAAGACACACUUGAAAACUUUACUGAAGAUCAUAAUUCAGGAGAACCAGUCAGUUUUGAACAACUAGCUGAAAUUGGUGUAAUUUACAAAUAUAUCACUACUCAAGAAGAAUUGGAUGCAUUAGCCACUGAAAGAGAAUAUAAGAAUAGAGAUGUUGUUACUUUAAAUUUACAGGCUUUCAAUAAUGACAUUGAUGCUUAUAAUGCCAAAAUGCAACAGUUUUACAAAGAACAUUAUCACGAAGAUGAAGAAAUUAGAUAUAUCGCUGAAGGAGAAGGUUAUUUUGACGUUAGAGACAAACAAGAUCGUUGGAUUAGAGCUAAAUUAUCACCAUACGACUUGUUGAUUUUGCCAGCGGGAAUUUACCACCGGUUCACAUUAACUAAUGCUGCAAAAUACGUCAAAGCAGUUAGAUUAUUCAAAGAUGAACCUAAAUGGGAAGCUAUCAAUAGAGACACGGGAAGAAACACUGAAGCUCGUGAAGUCUAUGCUAAGACUAUUGCAGUAUAG
Messenger RNA from Candida dubliniensis CD36, 537 nucleotides. Its product is annotated as acireductone dioxygenase (Ni2+-requiring). The transcript has a single exon. NCBI's taxonomy places the organism in Eukaryota, Fungi, Ascomycota, Pichiomycetes, Serinales, Debaryomycetaceae. Gene Ontology annotation, molecular function: acireductone dioxygenase [iron(II)-requiring] activity. The record is from RefSeq and is a predicted model, not a curated record. Bases 1 to 537 code for a protein of 178 amino acids.